Messenger RNA from Geodia barretti, 663 nucleotides. Lineage: Eukaryota; Metazoa; Porifera; Demospongiae; Tetractinellida; Geodiidae. The record is from the annotation of a GenBank genome assembly.
AUGCCAGUUCAUCAUCAGGCGCAGGGGGCGGGCGACGUCACCGUCCACAAGAUCGAGAAUAUGGGUUCCCUGGGCAACAACGGUUACAUCGUCAUCUGUCCCGAGACCAAUCAGGCCGUCUGCAUCGACACGCCGGACCAGCCCGAGAAAAUGAUCAACGAGGUGCAGGCCAGCGGCGUCAACGUUCAGGCCAUCCUGGUGACCCACGGGCACGGCGACCACCUGGCCGGCUACACCGAGAUCACCGGCACCAUCGGCGCGCCGGCCGCCAUCGGCACGGCGGACGCGCACCUGCCGCCCAGCCCGCCGCAGCGCCAACUCAACGAUGGCGACACCGUCGCCUUCGGCAACCGUACCAUCCAGUGCAUCGGCACGCCCGGCCACACCGAUGGCUCGACCUGCUUCCUGGUGGGCGGGUUCCUGUUCUCCGGCGACACCCUCUUCCCCGGCGGGCCCGGCCGAUCCCGCAGCCCCGAGGCCCUGCAGCAGGAGCUGAACAGCAUCAGCGCCAAUCUGCUCACUUUGCCGGCCGACACCUACGUGUAUCCCGGCCACGGUCCGGAUAACACCACCAUCGGCGAGGCGAAGCGCCGCUACGACGUCUUCAUGUCCAAGUCUCACCCGUCGGACUUGCAGGGCGACGUAGACUGGCUGAACACCUAG